Penicillium alfredii is the source of this 306-nucleotide messenger RNA. Its product is annotated as DUF2406 domain-containing protein. The transcript is spliced from 3 exons. Lineage: Eukaryota; Fungi; Ascomycota; Eurotiomycetes; Eurotiales; Aspergillaceae. The record is from RefSeq and is a predicted model, not a curated record. Bases 1 to 306 code for a protein of 101 amino acids.
AUGGCGUCUGCACGUUCCUCCAGUGAGCGCUCUGGCUCGAUCCAGUCGCAAGGCAGCCCCAAGACCUCGCUGCACAGCAAGGCGAACCCGAACAUGGCCCUGUUUGAAGAGCAACCUGUCAGCGUGAACAACCAACCGUUGGCCCAGGGCAUGUUCUCGCUCCGGAGCAUGCAGCACACAGACCGCCAAGGAAGGCCCAUUACGGAUCCUGACAUUUCCAACCCAACGCGGAACCGUCUCGAGCGGCCACUAGACACGAUCCGCUCAUUCGAGGCUGCCAUCGAAUCGCAUCGCAGGCAGAACUAG